AUGAGUCAGGGCUUCCCAGGGGGUGUUAGUGGUAAAGAACCUGCUUGCCAAUACAGGAGAUGUAAGAGAUUUAGGUUUGAUCCCUGGGUUGGGAAGAUCCACUGGAGGAAGUCAGGGCAACUCACUCUGGCAUUCUUACUGGAGAAUCCCCAUGGACAGAGGAGGCUGGUGGGCUACAGCCCACAGAGUCGCAAAGAGUCGGGCACAACUUUGCAACUGAGCUCACACACACCCCCGCACCUCGUCCUCCCUCCCUUCAGCCCCGCACUGACCCCAUUCUGUUCUGCUCUGUCCCUGUGUUGGACAGAUGUUCCUCCAGCUGUUGGCUCCCCCCUGCUCUCCUGA
This is a messenger RNA of Rangifer tarandus platyrhynchus (Svalbard reindeer), 345 nucleotides long. The record is from the annotation of a GenBank genome assembly. Lineage: Eukaryota; Metazoa; Chordata; Mammalia; Artiodactyla; Cervidae.